Harpegnathos saltator (Jerdon's jumping ant) is the source of this 464-nucleotide messenger RNA. RefSeq lists its product as uncharacterized. Lineage: Eukaryota; Metazoa; Arthropoda; Insecta; Hymenoptera; Formicidae. The record is from RefSeq and is a predicted model, not a curated record. Bases 78 to 464 code for a protein of 128 amino acids. The transcript has 3 exons.
ACUUUCAUAAGUCUAUGGAGUAUAUUCUGCUUCGAAAAAUAAAUUGUUAACCUAUACGUAGCUUUACAAGACGCAGCAUGUAUAUCGUUGAAACUAAAACAUGUGCAGGUUUUGAAUGGGCAACUAAACUGAAUCGUCUCACACUGAAUAUCGCCGGUAUAUGGCCGAAUGAUAACAAAAGUUCCUGUGAUAAACUUUUAUCAGAUCUGCGCGCAUUAUUUUCUUUACUCCUGUUUAUUUUCAUUGGCGCAAUUCCCGCGAUACAUGCACUAUUGAGAACUCGGGAUGACAUGAUGGCAAUGAUAGACAAUCUACAAUUCACUUUGCCGUUAUUAACUACGAUAAUUAAAGUCAUUGUCAUAUGGUGGAAGAAAACAGUAUUUGCUAUAACAAUCGAUAUCUGGAAACGUUUGCCGGAUAUGUCCGAUGCUCUUAGAGCUAUAGAAUUUGAAACUCUGUGCUAA